Gopherus flavomarginatus (Mexican gopher tortoise) is the source of this 1353-nucleotide messenger RNA. RefSeq lists its product as uncharacterized. The transcript is spliced from 2 exons. NCBI's taxonomy places the organism in Eukaryota, Metazoa, Chordata, Testudines, Testudinidae. The record is from RefSeq and is a predicted model, not a curated record. Bases 254 to 976 code for a protein of 240 amino acids.
AGCUGUGCAAUCACAGCUGCGCUCCAGCCAUAGAAAUUAUGAUACCUAUGGGCAGAUAUCAAAGUUCUUGCUGCUAAGGGGCCAUGAACGGGACGCGUUGCAGUGCAGGGUAAAAGUAAAGGAGCUGCAGAGUGCCUAUUGCAAAGCCCGUGAGGGAAACCGCCGCUCAGGAGCUGCCCCCACAACCUGCCGUUUUUACAAGGAGCUGGAUGCCGUACUUGGGUGUGACCCCACUGCCAAUCCGAGGAGCACGAUGGAGAGUUCAGAGCAGGGAGAAGUGGGGGAGGGUGUAGAGGAAGCCGAGAGUGAGGCUACUGGGGUGGAGGGAGACACCCCGGAGUCCCAGGAGGCAUGCAGCCAGGAGCUCUUCUCAAGCCAGGAGGAGGCUAGCCAGUCGCAGCAGCUGGAACUUGUUGGUGAAGAGGAAGCAGAGGAGCGUGUUCCCGUGUCCUUGAAUAAUCCAGCCCUAUCACCGCCUGUGCGAAGACUACAGAACUUGAGGAAAAAUCCUAGAAAAUCAAAAGAAGAUUUGAUCAAAGCAGUUAUGAAUCAGUACGCCAGAGACAGUAAGAGGCUGCAGGACUGGAGAGAGAAAAUGCAUGAGUGGAGGCAAACACAGAGCAGGAGAAAGGAAUUGGCUACCAAGAAAAGCACAAAGCAGCUGAUAAGCCUCCUGGCUCGCCAAACUGACCGUAUGCAGUCUCUCAUAGCCAUGCAGGCAGAUCAGUACCGUGGUAACUCCCACCCCUCCCAAAGCUCUCUCCCUUGUUCCCCAGUGUUUGCACAAAACACCUUUCUCCAGCAGCCUGGUUCUUACCACCACCAGCUGCCCCUAACACCUGUACGUUCACCUACCAGCCCUGAGAACUACAACUCUUACCCUAUGCACUCAACCCCCAUCACGAUGCAGCAUAUUAAUCCUGAAGUGCAGCAGGCAUUGAACAGCAAUCCAAGCAGGACAUAUUCAAACCUCUGAAUGUACAGUCCACCACCCUACCCCCCUGCCCUUUUAUGUACUGUAUUUUGAAUAAAUGAUUUCUUGGCUUAUAAAACAUUUUUUAUUAUUGCAGAAAGUGAGAAAUACUGUACCCCAAGGGAAAAACGGGCACAGCAAAGGCACCAAACAUUACUGUUGGCUUUCAGCCUCAAAUUGCUCCCUUAAGGCAUCCCUAAUCCUUGAAGCCCUUUGCUGGGCCUCUCUAGUAGCCCUGCUCUCUGGCUGUGCAAAUUCAGCCUCUAGGUGUCGAACCUCGGAGGUCCAUUCCUCACUGAAUGUUUCACCCUUCCCUUCACAAAUAUUAUGGAGGGUACAGCACGCGGAUAUAACAGCGAAGAUGCUGCUUUCCCCCAAAU